Messenger RNA from Atta colombica, 4652 nucleotides. RefSeq names its product protein tiptop (gene tio). Gene Ontology annotation, molecular function: DNA-binding transcription factor activity, RNA polymerase II-specific; DNA binding. Gene Ontology annotation, biological process: regulation of transcription by RNA polymerase II. The coding region runs from base 61 to 4065 and encodes 1334 amino acids. The record is from RefSeq and is a predicted model, not a curated record. NCBI's taxonomy places the organism in Eukaryota, Metazoa, Arthropoda, Insecta, Hymenoptera, Formicidae. The transcript is spliced from 3 exons. Gene Ontology annotation, cellular component: nucleus.
UAGUGGUCUCCGAUCGUUUGAAAAGCGAGCGGCUCGGAGCCGCCGCACCGGACGGGAGAUAUGCGCAGCAAGCAGCAGCCCAGGCCUUCUUUCCGAUGGCCGCAACAACGCGGUGAUAACCUUACCGGGGAGGACGGCGUCGAAGGCUCUGCGCCCGGUACGGACCUCCAAGGCGAGGAGGGCGAUUGCGUCGACGAGGAUGGCCCUAUUAGCCCCAGCGAGAGGGGCUGCGCGCCCGCUGCGAAGGAGGACGAAGAUGCUGAGGGAACGGACGAAGAGGACGAUGAGGAGGCAUCGCCACCUACACCUCCACCUUCUGCCACCUCGAGGUUAAACCCGACUAUCUUGCGAGAUACGGGACCUCCAGAUAGGGAGCCAAUGAGUCCGCGCUGUCCCUCGAGAGAUUCUCGGGAAUCAUCCGGUCCGACGACCGGAAGUCCCCCACCACCUGCUACCAGGAGCAGCGCGAGCCCAGUCAGUCCAAGUAGUAUCGUGCCUCUACCCCUUGGAACUCACUCCCUGCUACCAUCCCAUUCGGCAGCGGUCAUGGCGGCAUAUCUGCAACAAACCCAUCAGCGUCUUCUCCUCGGCCACUCGCCGUUAUCGCGUGGCUCGGUGUCGCCGUUAGUUUCCUCCUCGUGUUCACCACCAGCCGCCACCCCCGGCCUCUUGGUGUCGCCUACCAGCAUUGGAGAGAUUUCGCCAUCAGCGACACCUCUGCCAGCUGUGCUAGACUUUAGCACGAGAAAAACAUCCUCGACUGAAGAAGACGAGGAGGAACAGAUAUUAAAUCUCAGCAAACCACCUACGCCGUCUUCCUCGACGGAGACGAAUAAUGGUCCGUUGGAUCUUUCGGUAUCCAGCAGGAAACGACCUGGUCCGGAAGAUUCGCCACCACCACCACCUCGCAAGUCGUCAAGACUGGGUUCCACGACAAGUUCCACGAGCCAUCAGGAAGCAGCACCAGGAGUUGCGCCAUCAGGUUUCGGUAGACCCCCCGUGGUGUCUCCCUGGACGUCGCCGGUGGUGGCCACGCACUUUCCGUACUUCGCCGCAGCGGUAGCGGCAGCGGCUACUAGUCAGCAGCAGCUUUCGCCGAAAAGCACCAGCGGAGUGGUGGAUCAUCAUCAGCUUUGGAAUGGGAAGAUGAAGCCGCCGGCCGCGUUGGAAAAGCCAUAUCAACCUAGUGAGGCUACAAAGGCGCUCGAAAAAAUGAGCGAGCUGAGCAAGCUGGGCGGAGAGGAUCUCUUUAGGUCGUCUUCUGGAAGUGGUGCUACAGCAGCAGGUGCCAAUGCGCCAGCGACGACAUCGAGCAGUCGUCACAGCGCUUGGCAAUCUCACUGGUUGAAUAAAGGUGCCGAUCAAGCGAAGGAUGUUCUAAAAUGCGUGUGGUGCAAACAAAGUUUCCCGACUUUGGCCGCAAUGACGACGCACAUGAAGGAAGCGAAGCACUGCGGCGUGAACAUGCCGGUACCACCGCCAGUACCAGGAAUUCAUUCACAGCAGACGACAAUGCCCACUAUACCACCGCCUCAACAACCGCAUCAACCGCAGACAUCUACCGGCAAUACUGGCAGCAACACUUCGGGUACACCUAGCAGCAAACAAAGUCCAUCCGAUUUGAAUCUACUGAUUAAAGAAACGAUGCCACUGCCGCGGAAACUCGUGCGAGGCCAAGAUGUCUGGUUAGGUAAGGGAGCUGAACAAACACGACAGAUUCUAAAAUGUAUGUGGUGCGGACAGAGUUUCCGUUCACUAGCUGAGAUGACUUCGCAUAUGCAGCAAACGCAACAUUAUACGAACAUCAUCUCUCAAGAACAGAUAAUAUCUUGGAAAUCAUCGGAUGAGAGCAAGGGCGGUAAUUCUACAGGCGCUGGCGGGGGUAGCGGAAGUGUCGCUAGUGGAGGAGGCACAGGGGUACAGCCGGGUGGAGGGUCUGGACCUCACAGCGGAAAUAAUGGUGGUCCCGGAGCAGGCGCCACAAGCAGUCACGUUAGCGCCGUGCUGACCUGUAAGGUUUGCGAUCAAGCAUUUAGCUCCUUGAAAGAAUUGAGCAAUCACAUGGUAAAGAAUUCGCAUUACAAGGAGCAUAUAAUGCGGUCGAUUACAGAAAGUGGUGGACGUCGGCGGCAAACGCGCGAGAAGCGAAAAAAGUCACUGCCCGUGAGAAAAUUAUUAGAGCUAGAACGCGCGCAAAAUGAAUUCAAGAAUGGCGACGCUGCUGCGGGUUUGACUCAUAGUCUCGGAAAGCAUGCUGGCAGAAUCACGUGCGAGAAAUGUGGUGAGAAGAUAGAAACCCCGCUUUUUGUCGAGCACAUACGUCAGUGCAUCGGUGCGGGCACAGUGGGUGCUAAUCAGCGGAACUUUUUGAAGAACGCGCUCAUGUCCAAUCAUUUGCCCGCAACGAUACCACCAACCGAGAGCGGACGUAAGAGCGUCAACGAGGAAACAUCUUCGAUAUCGUCGAGGCAUCACCGGUCUCCAUCUUCGGCCAGCGACGCGACUACGCCAGGAAAAGAUACUCCUACACCAACUGCUAAUGAAACUACUGCUCCCAUGGGUACCUCACCGUCGGUUUUAAAUGCAAUAGAGAAGCUCAUCGAGAAGAGUUUCGAUUCUCGCGUGAGGCACGGUACGCCCGGCUUGCAUCACGCUCAACCUGGUGCGCCAAUGGGUACGAGCAUUCUUAAGCGUUUGGGUAUCGACGAGAGUGUAGAUUACACAAAACCUCUGGUAGAUCCGCAAACAAUGAAUCUGCUUCGAUCUUAUCAACAGCAACAUCAACAGCAACAUUACAAUGCCAAUGCCGCGGCGAGAAGGGAGCGAAGCGGCAGCGAGUCUAGUUCGAUAUCAGAGCGAGGAAGCGGUAGGACGGAUACUAUGACACCGGAGAGACGCAUGGACCUGACUAACACGAGUCACGAAAGACAUUCGAGUUCUUUGCCUCAUCAUCAUCGCGUCACUCCCGAGAAGCAGGCCGCUUCGUUACCUAGUCGCCAUCAUCAAACCGCGGAAGAAUCCGGAGACGAAGAGUCAUCUACUGUGGUAGUAAAGAAAGAACCGAGGGACGAGGAAACAGAAGAACGAAGCGCAAACGAGGAGGAGCAACAACAGUCGCAAUCGACGAGGGAAGUGUUCGUGAAGAAGGAGAUAGUAGAUGACUGCAGGGACGAGGAGGAUCAGAGUUCCUACAAUCACCGAAGAAGUAGCCUUCAUGAGACACCGGAAGAUGGACGAGAGGUUCUAUCACCUCGUAUGAAUCCACCUACGCCUCGACCAACUAGCCAAGUGGAACAGGUCGCGCGUAGUCCUUGUAGAAACAGCACGAGUAGUCCCACUAGCAGCGAUCGGUCGGUCACGCCACGAGGUACACCUGACACUAAGGCAUCCAGCAGUCUCGGAGCGCUUUCCUCCAUGUUCGACAACUUGUCCGGCGGUGGUGGUAGUGGCAGCGGCAAUAACGUCGACUCGCAAGGACGUAAAACAAGCAGCCAUCCUCUCGCGGCAUUGCAAAAAUUAUGCGAUAAGACAGAAACGCGAGGUCCCGGUGCUAGCGGCACCUCUAGAUCCGGAGGUAGUUCUGCAGCUAAUACCAUCGGUUCGGGCAGCGGUAGUACGGUAGGGGUGUCUGGUCCAGGUCCUGGUCCAACCCCAGGUGCAAUCUUGGCUUUCAGCUGGGCAUGCAACGAUGCUGUGGUCACAGCGGAUUCAAUAAUGAAGUGUGCAUUUUGCGAUACGCCCUUUAUUUCGAAAGGUGCGUACAGGCAUCACCUGUCCAAGAUGCACUUUGUCAAAGAUGGCGUCAUCCCGGAUCCAUUGACCAUCGGCAGAUCAGCGGCAGCGGCCGCGGCCGCGGCCGCCGCGGCAGUUUCCCAGGGCUCUUCCAGUGGGCCGAGCCGUAACUCCUCGUCGCCACCAACGUCGCAGCGCAACAAGUCGCCGCCGAUUCCACAGGCAAACGGCAGCCCGUCGCAGUCAGCGGCCUCACCCCUCGAGGAGAGCCCGCACUCCAAAUUUCUCAAGUAUACGGAGCUGGCAAAGCAAUUGUCCAGCAAGUACGUAUAGUCCGAGCCCCGUAAGUAGCGGUGCCACUUGUACAUAAGUGUAUCUAUAUUGUAACGACUGUAAAACUAGCGAUGUGAAAAUUUUCAUCCCCUUUUCCCGCGAAAAACCGCUGCGCCGAAAGACGUCGUCGUGCAUCCGACGUCUUCGGAUUUAUGCUUAAAGAGGCUGUGUCGUGGCUAUAUUGAUAAUGGAAAAGAGAUCAUAUGAGAACUCGUACAAUUAUAAAAUAAUUUCACAUUAUCAUCUAUAUUUGAUACAAAUCUUGUAUUCUUAUUAUUGUAAGAGUAUACAGAGUUGAAUCAUAUUAUAUUUGUAGUUUUCUUGUAAUUAAUAUAUAUUUACAAAUCAAUGACUGAAAUCGAUAUAAAUUUACUGAGCUUAGAUUUUGAUGCCAUAAGAACGAAAGAUUUCUGUGUUAAAAGCCUAUUCUAUGAUGUGCUUUUUGUGAUUUGUUUUCUAUUUCUUGCUUUUUAUCUUGUCUUUUUUUCCUUUUGCGACUGUUUUAACAAUAAUUAUGUUUCUUGUUACUAUUUCUUGUUUCUUCUAAAGUUCAUUAACUUUUAUCCCGAGCGACAGAAAACAAAAAA